Macrobrachium nipponense is the source of this 4176-nucleotide messenger RNA. RefSeq names its product ras-related protein Rab-2A (gene Rab2). Gene Ontology annotation, molecular function: GTPase activity; GTP binding. Gene Ontology annotation, biological process: vesicle-mediated transport. The coding region runs from base 20 to 751 and encodes 243 amino acids. The transcript is spliced from 5 exons. NCBI's taxonomy places the organism in Eukaryota, Metazoa, Arthropoda, Malacostraca, Decapoda, Palaemonidae. Gene Ontology annotation, cellular component: Golgi apparatus. The record is from RefSeq and is a predicted model, not a curated record.
UUUUCAUGGAUGUUGGGUUAUGAAAAGUCGAGGGUUGGCAGAAGUUGAGCUGUCGCUGUCAGCUGUUCUGUGUUUUCAUCUACGUCACAUCAUCUGCUCCAUUAUUAAGAUGUCUUACGCCUAUUUAUUCAAGUACAUCAUCAUUGGAGAUACGGGUGUGGGCAAAUCAUGCCUCCUACUGCAAUUUACAGACAAGCGCUUCCAGCCAGUCCAUGACUUGACCAUUGGUGUAGAGUUUGGUGCUCGUAUGAUCACAAUUGAUAACAAACAGAUCAAACUUCAGAUCUGGGACACAGCUGGUCAGGAAGCAUUCAGAUCAAUUACUCGAUCAUAUUACCGCGGUGCUGCAGGAGCUCUUUUAGUUUAUGACAUCACAAGACGAGAAACUUUUAAUCAUCUUACGCAGUGGCUUGAAGAUGCUCGCCAACAUUCAAAUUCUAAUAUGGUUAUAAUGCUUAUCGGUAACAAAAGUGAUUUAGAGUCAAGGCGGGAAGUGAAAAGAGAAGAAGGGGAGGCAUUUGCUCGUGAACAUGGUUUAAUCUACAUGGAGACGUCUGCAAAGACAGCUGCUAAUGUAGAGGAAGCUUUCAUUAAUACUGCUCGAGAAAUUUAUGAGAAGAUCCAAGAAGGAGUUUUUGAUGUUCAUAAUGAGGCUAAUGGCAUCAAAAUUGGUCCCCAACAUGCACCAAGUGGCGCUGGGCUUACAGGGAACCAAGGUGCGGCAGGAGGUCAAGGAGGUGGCUGUUGCUAAUCUUGAUCUCCCCUGGACUACAGUGACUAAGGUCGAUAUGUGGAAUUUACAUGAUAAGAGUCCAACUAAAAUUAUCCAUAGAAAAAAAUAAAGGUUAAUACUGUAUUGUACAUGGGUGAUGACUCAAAGCAUAGCUUGCCCUCUGAUACUGGCAAUUACUGUCCAGGGCCAUGUUCUCUUCAGCAUUCUCUGAUUAUUAAUGGUACCAAAGCCAAAGGGACUUGAUUGCAGCAGAGAGUGUUAAUGAGUAUCAGCAGUUCUUCACAGUGAUUAUUACUGUCGCUGCUCAGUUGUGAUCCAUCUUGUCAGUUUGAAGAAAAUUGUGAUUUGAAGAAAAGUAAAUUUAUAUAAAGUUCAUAAAGUAUAUGGCUGUAGUAAGUAAUUAUCCUUUAAAAUUUCAGUGGUAUGUCAGUAAGCUCUUAAUUGCAUAUUAAGUAAAUGCCAGAAUAGGUUGUGCUCUUAUGACAUGUCUCAAGACAAAAUCACAAAACAAUUUUGGUAUAUAUAUAUAUAUAUACAUGAGCUCUGCAAUUCUGGGUAGUUAUACAUUCAGAUAUAUUAUAUUACUGUAAUAGAUAAGAGAAUCCUGAAACGAAACAAGAGGGAGAGGACAUUAAAGGUACAUUAGUUGGCCAAGAGAAAUCCAUUAGGUGAAAGGAAUUAGUGCCAUAAAUAGCAGUGGGAUAGUGUUGUACGAUUGUCACUCUGACAUAAUGGCCAUCUUCCACUGUGAUGCAGAGGAUUUAUCAGCAAGGAAUUAGAAAUUUCAUAUUACUAUUUUUUAUACACAAAUGGAUACUACUAUAUAGUAUACAUAUUGGUUUGUAUAUUUGUGUAUGCUAUAUAAUUAUAAUUGAACAGGGUUGGUUUAUACAGCUAUUGAACUAGACUUGUCAAUUUGGGUAACGGCUAGCAUAGUAGAAAAAAGAUGGUUAUAUUGUCAUAGCAGACAUAUAGUGGCUUCUGCUUGUAUGGCACUGGUUACUGAAUCUCUAUGGAUAUAUUGUAUGGUUUCUGGAAUGUGUAGACUGUGUAGUGUAAACAUUGUUAGUAUGAUGAGUAUACUGUAUUACCCUCAUAGGAUAAAAUACUAACACAGUUCCAUAGAAUUUUGUGAUUAUUUCUUCAGGUCAAUUUCUGUGCAACAAUUGCCAUUCUUACUAUUUUGGUUAGGGUAAUUAUCAAGAACUAGCACAUUUAUAAUAAUAAUAAUACCAAGCACAUUUUUGGUAGAUAACUUCUUAGUGCUCCCUCAUAGAUUUAUUUCUCUAAAAAUGAAUGAAUGAAAGCUUCCUCAUUCAUGUUAGAAAAUUGGCAAGUUUUGCCAACAAACAACUUUACGUGUUGGUGCAGUUGAUUUAAAUUAUUUUAAUUUGUGUAUUUUCAAUAGCACUUUGCCUCUUGUCAAUGGCAUUCUUAGUCAAGCUUAAGUCUUUCCUUGGCAUGUUUAAUAUAUGUUCCAGUGAUAAAGUUUUCAUAUGUUAUGAUUAUAUAACCAGGCCAAGGGCUGUAUGAACUGACUACACAUCCUAAGAGUUGUGAGCUUUCCUUAAGGCAGAAGUUUCAUUUAGAAACAACACUUCUUGCAGUACAGUAAAUAGUCAUCGUACUUAUGUAUAUUGCAUAGUUGUGAUGCUAAAUGCUCAAGAAAUGCUGAUGCUUGUAAUUUAAAUCUUCUGGAGUAUUAUGUUAACUCCUUAUUUAUAUACUGUACACUUUUAUCGUAUAAAGAAUAUUAUCUGACGUGGGAAGCUGGUCUAAAGUAAAAUAUAUCAUAUUCCACCUAUUUCCUGGCCACCAUGACUGAAUUAUCUGGAAGAAAUGGGGAUAAGUUUUGCAGUUUCAGCAAAUUAUGUAUUAACUUGAGUACAUAUAGUAGAGUAUAAUUGCUAGUAAUAUAUCAGUUAUAAUAGUUAAAUUUUGCCCAUGUACUGAAGUGUGAUAGAAAAAAGAACAUUAGAAUCCACUUCUGGGACAGUAAUGCUACUGCACAAUAAUUUUGUUGCCCUGUUUCUCAGUUGCAAUCUCCAUUAGUGAUAGAAAAAUUCAAAUUGAUAUAAAGGUAUGGCCUACCACUUCCAUUUACAGUUGGCAUUCAUAUUUGUUUUCUUACUUUGUGAAUUCCUUUAUUGACAUGUAUAUGUAUAUUUGUAUUUUAAAUCUUUUUAGAUGUUAAUUUGGAAUUAUAUUCCUUUUAUUUUCUUUUCUUACUAGAUUUGAUUUGGCUUUGGUAGUUAAAUCUCUCAAAACAGUGAUUUCUGUAAAUCUUCCUAGUCUUUGAAUCAUGGUGUGAAAGUCUUUUCUUACUUUUUUCAAUAUUCAAUAAAAAAAAAAGACUAGUAGUUUUGUACUCUUAUUAUUUUAGUUUUUGUAUCAACUGUGUUUGUGUGCGAGUAUAUUUUGAAAUUUGUAAACUGGAAAACACCAAAGAAAUAGUUAUUGUAACUAAUUCAGCAUCAAAAUAUUUGAAUUGAAGAAGCAAAGUUGGUCUCUUAUGGCAGUCACAGAACUUAAUUACUUCCUUUAAGAUUUUAAGUAAGGUUUGUACAGCCCCUCUGUCAUUUAUUGUUCAGAAAGAAUUUAAAGUACUCCUAUGUUUGACAUCAAUCACUCAGUGGCUGGAAGAGAAUUUGUAUUUCUUGUGGACAUAUUUUUAUUCCUCAUUAUAACAAGUGUUUAGGGCAUUCUGCUUUCUUUCAUUGAUAGUGAAAAUAGUCUGUAGUUUAACUAGAAAUGCAAGAGGUGUCAGGUAGUAGUUACACCCUCUUGGUUUGGCUCUUCCUCUUGAUUGAUUCUGGAUGAAUACUUUUUAAUACCUAAGACUAAUGUGCUUAAAUAAGUAGAUUGCCAUAAUAGACCAAAAAUGAAUUAUAUAGAAUGUGAUACAAAUUUAUAUUUUCUCAUUAAUUUCAUGACUUUUUAAAUCUGAGCGAGGUAGUUGCAUGUUGCUCUAAAUUUCAAGUAGUAGGUUACAUUCACUGUAGGGUGUCAUCAAUUGGUCUCAUUUCAUUGUUACAUAAUAUAAUUUCUUGUAAGUCACUUGGAAUUGCAUUUCCAAAAUAACCAGUGCAGCCAUCUUUUGAGAGAGCUGAACUGUAUCUAUCUCACCAAAGUGAUUAAAGAAUACUGUUUAUCAAGCAAAUUGAACAAAAAAAAUUUUUUUGCAGUAUAGAUCAAUUCAAUUUUCUUUUCCAUAGAGGACCUGGAGUCACCUUGGGACUAGAAUUGUAAUUCCAUAGUGAAGCUCUUAGUAUACUGGAGCAUAGGAUGCAACCCAAGUUUAAAGGAUGUUGGUUAAAAGACAUUUACUCUUACAUACUAAAAAGUUAGUUUCCUACCUAAUUGUCCAGUUUCUUAGUGUUUUUCUUAUUCUUUUGAUUUGCAUUAAAUCUUUGUCCAAUUUAUACCAAGGAUAUUUCAUGGAU